AUGAUUACUGGAGAUCAAGCUUUGACAGCUUGCCAUGUUGCUGGCCAAGUUAAUAUUGUUUCAAAACCAGCACUAAUUCUAUGCACUACGAAGAACAGUGAAGGAUAUGAGUGGGCAUCUCCUGAUGAGAGCGAUAUUGUUGAGUACCGGGAGAAUGCAGUUGAAGCUCUAUCGGAGGCUUAUGAUCUUUGUAUUGGAGGCGACUGCAUUGAAAUGUUGCAGAAAACUUCUGGUAUUCUUAAAGUCAUUCCGCACGUAAAGGUAUUGCAAGGAUGUCUCCUGAGCAAAAGGAACUCAUAG
This is a messenger RNA of Fraxinus pennsylvanica, 300 nucleotides long. Lineage: Eukaryota; Viridiplantae; Streptophyta; Magnoliopsida; Lamiales; Oleaceae. The record is from the annotation of a GenBank genome assembly.